This is a messenger RNA of Saccharomyces mikatae IFO 1815, 2571 nucleotides long. RefSeq names its product putative mannosidase MNL2 (gene MNL2). Gene Ontology annotation, cellular component: endoplasmic reticulum; Golgi membrane. The coding region runs from base 1 to 2571 and encodes 856 amino acids. The record is from RefSeq and is a predicted model, not a curated record. Gene Ontology annotation, molecular function: mannosyl-oligosaccharide 1,2-alpha-mannosidase activity; calcium ion binding. Lineage: Eukaryota; Fungi; Ascomycota; Saccharomycetes; Saccharomycetales; Saccharomycetaceae. Gene Ontology annotation, biological process: N-glycan processing; carbohydrate metabolic process. The transcript has a single exon.
AUGUCCAUAGCACGACUAGUACAUUCUCUUUUCAGAAGAGUACGAUCGGUUCUCUUACUUUUUAUUACCAUUUCGCUAUUAUUUUAUUAUACGUUUCAGAAUGAAAUAGACAUCUUAAAUUCGUAUGCUUUAAACGAUUCACUACCGUCUAUAAACAAUAAUGAUAUUAAUAUAGAAGCCUCCUCGAAUAUGGAGUCUCCUGACCUAUUUUCUGCAAGUUCAGACCGAAUAGCAACUGACAAGGACAGCAGCAAUGUUGCAACAGAUUUAUCAGAUCCACCUACGUUAAGGGAAAAAAACAAGUACUUCCCCUUACUUUUAAGGAAAUCAUCUGAUCAGAUUGGUUCAGAGCUACCAAUUUCAUCUCUAUUGACAUACAAGGAAAAGUAUCCCGUCUUGUUUGAAUACUUAUUACCUUCACAAACUUCUGCAAGUCUGGACGACAUUCAUAAAGUUCAACCCGCAAUGAAUUUACCUCCAGAUAUUGAAAUGAUUAAACAAAUAAAGGAAAUUUUCAUGAAAUCAUGGGACCAAGAGCAGUUGCUACUGAAAAGUAAUCUAAGAAGAGAAUCCAGUUGGCCUAUAGAACUAAUUGAUUCUCUAGAUACAUUGUAUCUAUGUGGUCAAAAAAAACUCUUUCAAGACUCAGUUAACAUAAUAAACGAUUUUGACUUUCGAGUCCCUCCGUCGACAAUAGAGAUUAUUGAUAUUCCUGACAUCAGUACCCGUGUUCUAGAAGGAUUACUCUCUGCAUAUGAGCUAUCAAUGGAUAAGAGCUUACUCAACAAAGCAAAGCAAGUCGCGGAUUUCAUACUAAGGUCAUUUGAUACUCCUAAUAGAAUUCCUAUAUUAAACUAUUUUUGGAAAUCUGAUUUGAGAAACAGGUUUCCCGAUCGUACUGCUUCAUCGGGUCAGUUGACCACAAUGUCACUCGCGUUUAUUAGAUUGUCACAGUUGGCUCAUUUGAAUAAGUAUUUUGACGCUGUAGAAAGAGUUUUUACCACGAUCCGUCAAUCAUAUAACGAAUUUGAUAUGGAUUUUAUGUUACCUGAUGUCGUCGAUGCUUCUGGCUGCCAAUUGUUAACCCAAGAGGAAAUUGAGGAUGGUGCACACAUAAAAGAAUCUAGCAUCAUGAAAAGCAUUAAUGAAAAUUUCAAGUUUGUUCACUGUCAGCAACAAGGAAUAUUUCUAGAAUCUCCAAUUAGUGAUGAUAAUUUCCAACUAAAACCUCAAUAUCAGGCUUAUGGAAUAAAUGAAAACUCAUUGCCAGUUUUAGAGAAUUUACUCAAAAUCGAUGAUCUUUUUCAAUCUUCCUAUGACAUCUUGGACGGCUCAAGUAGAAAUACCAAUGCUCCUAAGAACAACCCCAAUACCAAUACGAAUAUGGAAGCAGGUAACAAAUUAGUAGAUGCGGAUGAUGAAACACUAGAAAAAAGAAACUUAAAAAAUGAUGUCAAAAAGGAUUCGAUAAAAAGCAUUGUGGGCGAUAAAUCAGUAGUAGACUCACAAACAUUUUUGACAUAUUUGAUCAGUCAUAUUUUCAAAUUCAUGACUUUUCGACCCAUGUUCCCGAAGCAAACGGGAAACCAAAAGAUGAAAUUUCUGAAUUCGAUUUUAACAAAAUCCCAAUUUAUGCCCACAACUAACGAGUUGGAUGUUACCAUAAGAAGAUCGUACGAUGUUUCAUCCAGCUCAUGCAGACUUGGAGGAAUUCUAGGUUUGAGUUCACGUGUUUCUCCUCAAGGUGGUACCAACAGCAAAUACAUAUUACCAUCUUCGUUGUUAGAAAUGAGCGAAGCAAUCACACAGAGUUGUUUUGCAUUGAUGGAGGCGUUUGACGGGCUAAUACCCCAAAAGUUCGAAUUGGAUCCAUGCAUUGAUGAAAUUAAUGGAGAUUGCGAGUUUAAUGGUGACAUUAAAUCACGAAUGAUUUUCAAUGGAGAAUAUGAAACUUUUGAAAAUGACCAGGAUAUUGGGAUCAAAGUUUGGAAGCAUGGUAGAGGUUUAAACGGCCGUAAAGUUAAGAGAAAUUUAGUAGUUGAAGACAUGACAACAGAGACCGAAAGCAUUAAGGAUGAUACAGUUAGAAACGUGAAAUCGGUUGCUGCAACAAACGAUGGCCAAGUAACGCAAGUUCGUAGGGUUUUUACGCUCGGUAAAAGUAUCAAACCGCAUAUAACAACAGACGACAUUACUGGUUCUCAGUGGAAAAGCCAUCCGGACUGGCCUUUCUGGGUCAACAAAUUGGAAACCAGAAGAUUAUUGGAUUCGAAUGUCAUUGAAUCUAUAUUUUUUAUGUACAGAGUCAGUGGAAAACAAAAAUGGAGAACUAUGGGUAAGCAAGCGUUUGAAAUCUUGAUAAAAAAAAUAAUGAACUUAAAUAGUGGUGCCAAAGGACUGUGGCAAGUAAAGGAAUUUUACGAAAAUGAUGAAAAGGCAAACUAUGGUUUACCCAGCUAUUGGUUUUCCAGAACUUUGAAAUAUUACUUGCUAUUAUUCAGCGAUGGUGAUGAGAUUUCACUAGAUAAAUAUAUCAUAACACAAGGAGGCCAUAUAAUCAAAAAGAAAUGA